AUGAAAAACAAAAUAGCUCUCACACUUCCUAUUUGGUUACGAAGUGUUGGUGGAGUUCUUGCAAAUACAAAUGCAACUCGAAUCCUUUCAUCGAAUCAACAACCAAAAAUUUUAAUUUGUAAUUAUUUAAAAGCAUUUGGUUUUGUUGGAGAAGGUAAACAUCCUUUGGGAGAACUCACUCAAUGGACAGAUUUGUUGACGGCUCUUGCGUUGCAGGAUUUUCAAAUCUAUUAUGCUCAUGAUUUGCAAGAACUGGUGAAUGAUAUAUUGCCUUAUCAUUCGUUGGAUUCAUUUCAUGUCAUCUUUACGGAUUACUCUGCUCUGAAAAUGUAUUUUUCUCGACAAUUGGGAGUGUUGCGUCAAAAAGAUCGACAUGUUGUAUUAACUCAAAAAGAAGAAGAGUUUAAAUGCAAAUUGAGAGUUUUAGAUUCUUUUGGUACUCAUGCAAAAUAUAAUGCAAUGGAUUUAACAGAUAUGAAAAGUAUGGAUUCGUAUUGUUGUUGGAAUUUGAACUUGAAACAAUACCUGACAUUACAGCCAUCUAAAAUUCCAGAUCCAGUCAAUCAAUUUUUAGGAACUGCCACUCCUCUUGAUUUUGAAGGAUCUCAGCAUGAAGACCAAAGUUUACAAAAGAAGAGAAAAAACACCUCCUCAGGGAAGUAUCGAGCUCUCAUUUGGGCGAAAGAAGUGAAAUAUUUUGACAACGUACCUUCUACAUAUCUUGAAGUUAUAUCUCAAAAAUUUGAGUUGAUUACCACUCUGGAGGCAAAUGAAUUUCAUGUCCUCAAGCAAAAGUUUCCCAACGUUGCAUUUACUAACUUGGGCAUUCUCUCACGUGCUCAAUAUGUGAAAACAUUGAGAGAAAGCGCUAUUUAUGUGGGAUUGGGAACUCCCUAUAUCGGUCCCAGCUCCAUAGAAGCGCUUGCAUUUGGAAAUGUCAUUUUCAAUCCAAGAAUUUCUCCUCGAAAAUUGAGUGAUAUGGGAAAACCGACAGACGAGAUUUAUACCAGUCAAUCUGGAUAUUUGGAGUCUAUUGGAAGUCCAAAUGUAGUCACCUUGAAUAUGCAUGAUACAGAAAGCAUCAAACAGCAUGUUGAAAAUGUGGUCAUGUUGCUAAAUCAGAACCAUGGAUACACUCCACCUUAUCUACCAAGUGAAUUUACACUCCAAUCCUUUUUUUAUAGAGUGUACUCCAUUGUGAAUUCGUAUAAUUUUUGUGGCCGUGAUUAG
Messenger RNA from Naegleria lovaniensis, 1230 nucleotides. RefSeq lists its product as uncharacterized. Gene Ontology annotation, biological process: protein N-linked glycosylation. The record is from RefSeq and is a predicted model, not a curated record. The transcript has a single exon. NCBI's taxonomy places the organism in Eukaryota, Heterolobosea, Eutetramitea, Acrasida, Naegleriidae. Gene Ontology annotation, molecular function: alpha-1,6-mannosylglycoprotein 6-beta-N-acetylglucosaminyltransferase activity. The coding region runs from base 1 to 1230 and encodes 409 amino acids. Gene Ontology annotation, cellular component: Golgi apparatus.